Messenger RNA from Leptomonas pyrrhocoris, 1854 nucleotides. Its product is annotated as putative RAD51 protein. Gene Ontology annotation, biological process: DNA recombinase assembly; reciprocal meiotic recombination; mitotic recombination. Gene Ontology annotation, molecular function: ATP binding; ATP hydrolysis activity; ATP-dependent DNA damage sensor activity. Lineage: Eukaryota; Euglenozoa; Kinetoplastea; Trypanosomatida; Trypanosomatidae. Bases 727 to 1854 code for a protein of 375 amino acids. Gene Ontology annotation, cellular component: condensed nuclear chromosome. The record is from RefSeq and is a predicted model, not a curated record. The transcript has a single exon.
AGUGGUAUACUUCGGCGUCGAAACCACUUCUACCGCACACUGGUGCCCACCUAAAAAAUAAAAGAUAUAUAUAUAUAUAUAUAUAUGCUUUGAAGCAUCCUCAGGCACGCAUUUGACGUUCCUUCUGAACACAACUCCCUCGCCGAAAUACACUGCAUCUUGCUGAAAUACCUCCCGCCAUUGAAGCGCAAUUACCCACCACCACCACUACUCCAAGAAGAGCAAAAUAGAAGCACCACUCAACAGCACUACAUAAAACUUUCACUCUGGAUUCUGUCGUCACGGGCGACAAGAAAAGCGAACACUAAAGGAUUCACAGCUUGAAAUCAAAAGAAACAAACAAUCAAGCACGCUACGCCACCAGCAACAACAACAAUCUUCACUGUUAUUAUUAGAGGCAACGACGUUACUAUUUCAUAUUCAUAUAUGCUUUAUAUUUUUCAGAUCUUUACAUCACUCGACACACUCCAAUUCUGCUCUUUGAUGGUUCGUUCUCUGCGCGCCUGUCGCCUUGUUUCUCCUCUGCUUUACCGCGAAGAAGUCUUUCUUCACUCAUCUUAGAUAAUUUAGCCUUUUUCUUCUCUAGCCUUUUCUUCCCUCUCUCUCUCUAUAUAUAUUUUAGCACUACCCUUGUUUUACGGGUAUAAGGUGCAAACAAACGUGUAUUUCUUCCUCUCUCAUCUUCUUCAAAAGGAAAAAAAGAACUCCCUUCUCUACGCGUCAACCAUGCAGACCCGUUCCAAGGCCAAGACUCGACGUGGUCGCCCCGCCGCACAGCCGGAGGAGGUGGAGGUGGUGGAGAGCCAGCCAGGGAUGGAAAACGAAGAAGAGCAGCAACAGGAGAAGCAGCGGCAGCAGGCAGGGGCAGAGGUCGCUGACCCCAACGCCGGCGGCUUCCGUGUCGUGCAAAUUCUGGAGAACUACGGCGUCGCCAGCUCCGACAUCAAGAAGUUCAUGGAGUACGGCUUUUACACCGUCGAGUCCAUCGCCUACGCACCGAAGAAGGCCAUUCUGGCGGUAAAGGGCAUCAGCGAGAACAAGGCGGAGAAGAUCAUGGCGGAGUGCGCGAAGCUGGUGCCCAUGGGCUUCACCUCCGCCGUCGCCUACCACGAAGCGCGGAAGGAGAUCAUCAUGGUGACGACCGGCAGCAAGGAAGUGGACAAGUUGCUGGGCGGCGGGGUGGAGACGGGCAGCAUUACAGAGCUCUUUGGCGAGUUCCGCACCGGCAAGACGCAGCUGUGCCACACCCUCUGCGUCACGUGCCAACUCCCCAUCUCGCAGGGCGGUGCGGAAGGCAUGGCCCUCUACAUUGACACGGAGGGCACCUUCAGACCAGAACGUCUGGUGGCGGUGGCGGAGCGCUACAAGCUGGACCCGGAGGACGUGCUGGCCAACGUGGCGUGUGCGCGUGCCUUCAACACGGACCACCAGCAGCAGCUGCUGCUUCAGGCCUCCGCCAUGAUGGCAGAAAACCGCUUCGCUCUCAUCAUCGUCGACUCCGCCACUGCGCUCUACCGCACCGACUACAGCGGACGCAACGAGCUCGCCGCCCGUCAGAUGCACCUGGGCAAGUUUCUUCGCUCCCUGCACAACCUCGCCGAGGAGUACGGUGUGGCGGUGGUGGUGACCAACCAGGUGGUCGCGAACGUCGACGGCUCGGCGCAGAUGUUUCAGGCGGAUGCGAAGAAGCCGAUUGGGGGACACAUCAUGGCGCAUGCCUCGACGACCCGGUUGAGCCUGCGCAAAGGCCGCGGCGAGCAGCGCAUUAUUAAAGUGUACGACUCGCCCUGUCUUGCGGAGGCCGAAGCCAUCUUUGGCAUUUACGACGAUGGCGUCGGCGAUGCACGUGACUAG